AUGCUGUCGGCUGUGCACCACGUCUCCCUCAAAGGCGCCAUAGACUCCAUGCUGACAUGGACAAGUCUGAAAGUCAUCAAGCCCAAGCCUGCGGAUGAGCCCAAAUCACCGGGUGUCAAACCUAAGGACAUUUUCGACAUCGUAGUUACUCCGGACCGGAUUCCCAAAUUUUGCAUUCCUUCACUGGGAGUCGGGCACGUCAUUGUAGAGACUGACUCAGAAAAAGAAAAAGCAGGCUCAGGAGAGUCGGAGGAGCGAGAAAGUCUCUGUAAGAAGCAGUCGUUGCGAACUUUCGACAGUGAGCUGGAACACUCGGAUCCAGCCACCAGGGCUGCCCUCUCUCUACCCCACCUGACGAAGAUCACCACCCCGUAUGGCUUUCUUGCGCUUGGCGAAAGCCCCAACAUCAGACGGAAAGAGUCCCUGUUCUUCGAGUCAGACACCACUGACAUCACAGCGAUGUUGACCAAGAAGAAACGGAGCAAUUUUCUGUCCAGGAGUCGCUCGACCCCUCUGGCUGGGAGUAGACCGUCCCCCGACCCCGUUGAUCCUCCCGUGAAGACAAGUCGCUCCGUGUCCUGGGACGCCGUCUGUCAAGAGAGCCCAUCCCGACUCCAUCCCACAGUGGAGAAAAUGAAAACGCCCAAAUCUGACAAAAAGAAAUUUAAAACUCUAAUCAAAAAGCACAUCCGCAGCAUCAAACGAAUGCGGUCGGGAGGCGCGUCCACGACGAAGACAGCGAAUUAGACUGAAAAGGGCGCGUGACGUGACACAGACUCGCGUUCACGAAAGCCCAAAAAACGAGCAAGUCGAAGCUUCCUCCUGGCGUUCGGGCUGUCCCUGUCUAUCCUGAGCACUCUGGUCAGCGAACACAGCGAGGUCCGGUUUCAGUACCAAGGAGAGCGCCGCAUCUGCCACGCGCAAACGCCGGCAUGUACGCCGCUCUCGUGAACGCGAGUCUUCAGCUGUGAAGGAGGGAUGUCAUCCCCUGAGUGAUCCACUCGUGUUUGCUCGGUCACCCACACCGAAUGGGGCGGACCUCUUGCUUGAACCUCCUGGAAGGCCUGUUGAACAUCGUGCAUCAAGUUUCUAACAGCAGAUCCUUGUAUAAUGUGUUCUGAUAUCACCGGCAAAGUUCAUCACUUCAGACUCUAUCAGAGAUUGUAUUAUGAAUGUAUCAUCUGGUGAAAUAAAUAAGAAUGCUUUGACACUUUUUUCGUUUUCUGUUUGGACAGUAUACCUUUAAAUAUUCCAAAAUAAAAAAGGAAGAAUGUGUAAAUAGAGUAAAACUUUUGGAUUGCCUUAAUUUCAGUAGCGAA
Polypterus senegalus (gray bichir) is the source of this 1319-nucleotide messenger RNA. Its product is annotated as C2 calcium-dependent domain-containing protein 4A-like. Lineage: Eukaryota; Metazoa; Chordata; Cladistia; Polypteriformes; Polypteridae. Bases 1 to 747 code for a protein of 248 amino acids. The transcript has 2 exons. The record is from RefSeq and is a predicted model, not a curated record.